Blumeria graminis f. sp. triticale is the source of this 306-nucleotide messenger RNA. NCBI's taxonomy places the organism in Eukaryota, Fungi, Ascomycota, Leotiomycetes, Helotiales, Erysiphaceae. The record is from the annotation of a GenBank genome assembly.
AUGCUCGGUCUCUUUGCCACGGGCUCUCCAAAAAUGAUUUAUUUCUGCCCAUGUGGCUUCGAAAUCCCUGAGAAAACUGUAAAUAUUAGUUCCAAAGGGAAUGUAAAUACGGCAAAGAACUACCAUGACCCGGGAGUAACUAUUGAUGAAAUCUUAUCGUUUGAACUUGAUAACUACUCAACCGUUAGUUAUCAUUAUUCAAUCUCAUGUACAGGCAAUACACAGGACAGCACAAUACAGGUAAUGGAGAUGACCGAUUCUUCUUUUUUUAAAUCAUUUAAUGUGUAUUCAGCUAUAGAGCUAUGA